Messenger RNA from Cajanus cajan (pigeon pea), 1674 nucleotides. The record is from RefSeq and is a predicted model, not a curated record. NCBI's taxonomy places the organism in Eukaryota, Viridiplantae, Streptophyta, Magnoliopsida, Fabales, Fabaceae.
UUGGAUGAGCAAGCAUCACAGGGUUCCUUUGUUCUUGACGGGCGUCAAGAUAUAUUGAAUACUGCCCUUAGACGACCAGAGCAUCCUGGUCGUGUUCGUGCAGCUCGUGUUGGUACUACUAUUGGUCAGUACUUUGGACAACGCCAGUCACAAGGAUUAUCAAUAGCUAUAUUAACCCCCAAGGAUUUGGAACUCCUCACACAGCAAGUUGUUGCACAGCUCAAGAAAAAUGAUAUCAAUAAUACACAGACACAGGAUGUUCCUCCAGUUCAAGUAGAUCUUGUACCUGGUAGUAGUAAAGGUAGUUGUCCAACUCCUUCAAGUGCUACUGCUACGACUGGUAAUGCAUUGGGGGAUGAGCCUCAUGUUGAUAUCUCUCGUCUGUGUGAGUUAUGCAUCGAUGAUAUACCACCUCGUGUAGUGGCCAUUGGUAGAGUUUAUGAGGGUAGUUCAACCAUACACCAUGUACCUCUAUCAGUUGAUUUGGUCAAGGUGGUUGUUGAGUUUGUCCGAGAUUUUGAUGCUCAUGUUCCUGUGCCUACUUCAGAGGUUCAACUGGUUGGACAUGCCCUACAAACUUUCAUUUCAUGGCCGAGACGUCUUCUGAGACAUAUUUCAUCAUCUAAGCAGACACAUGAUAUUCCAACAGUUCAUAGGUCCAAACCCAGUAAUGAUCCUAUAUGUGAUUUGCGUGAGGCAUCAUUGACCUUAACUUAUGGCAACCCAUUUAAGGUGAUAUGUCCUGGAAGUCUAUUUGGUGUCGGUGUUGAUGAUUUUGUGUUCUAUAUUACAUUCGAUGAUAUACGUGAAUUAAUAGAACGUUAAAUGCUUAACAUCUCAAUCAUACCAUUUUGGAUGUUUUAUCUAAAUCAAAAAAUUGAAGAGCAUGGCUAUGAUGACUUGUAUGGAUUUUUAGAGCCCCAGUCCACACAAAAAUCAGGGAAUAAGAAAGAGGAAAAUAUAAGUUAUAUCAGUGAUAGGAUAAAGAAUUCCCAGAAACAAAUUUACUUAGCUCCUUACAUUGAUCAAAAUCAUUGGCAGUUGUUGGUUCUUUGUCCUAUAAGUAAUGUUGCUGUAUGGUUUUGUUCUUUGCAUCAUAAGCCCACUAUGCAUGUCAAAAAUUUAGUCAAAAGUGUUAUGGCUAUGUAUAAUGUCAUAAAUGGUAGAUCUACUGCAUUAUCAAAGAACUUAGAAUGGAUUUACCCCAUGAGUUAUAAACAACAAGGACAUUACGAAUGUGGAUACUAUGUCAUGAAUUGGAUGUCAGAAAUAAUUGAAGGGGGUAUAGAAAAUGGUUGGAGUGAGCUUUUUGAAGAUGCUACAGUAUUGGAAGAAACCAAAUUGGAAGACAUUCGGAUUCAUUAGGGAAAUUUCUUUUUAGAAAAAUUUAGAAAUAGAUCAUGUUGAAAGGUUUAGUAUUACAUGUAAAAUUUAGAAAUAGGUGAACGUGGCUUUAGCAUUAGGCGGCUAAGUACAUGUCUAAUGUAGUAUGACCUAAUUUUUUUGAGCUUCUCUUCUCUUUGUAAGAAAAUACUCUUCUUUUUGGAUCUCAGAUAGGUCUGUCUUGAUUUUUGAGUAUAUGGCUUCUUUAGUAUUAUUUAUUAUAUAAUGAUAAUGAUGUAAUUGAGUCAUUCUUAUAAUGAUAAGGAUCUCAUAUUGGCCUCUUUUGGUUUA